Molecule: messenger RNA, 98 nt
Organism: Adineta steineri
Lineage: Eukaryota; Metazoa; Rotifera; Eurotatoria; Adinetida; Adinetidae
Source: the annotation of a GenBank genome assembly
AUGACUUCGACAGAAACUGGAAUUGAUGGUAAAGGUGAAGAUGCUGAACGAGUUAUUUUAACUGGUUCUUCACCACAGAACGAAUUGGAACGUAUGAA